UUGGUGGCCAGUCUUGUUUGCCCGUCAGGUAUCAGGAAUCAGGAUAAUGUAGAACCGGGGGGCCGGGGGGAGAGGGGAAGGGGAUAGGGAGGAAGGGCCGGGAAGGAGCUGGUUUUUGGGAAAAUGGCGAUGUGUAUGGUGGCUCCCAAGCUCAGUAAUCUAGGGGCGAUUGUUUCGUUCCCGUCAAGUAAUAGAGGACAGUGGCAAAGGUGCUCGCUUAUGCCAGUAUAUUGUGCGCCCUUGCAGGAAGUCCGGCAAGAGGUCGAUGUGGGGAUUAUGUGUGAACCUUGCAACGGUAAAGGAUGGUUACUUUGUGACUUUUGUGAAGGACAAAAAAUCAACGUGAAAGCGGCCAAUAAGCGGAUCUACCGUCGAUGUCCAUCUUGUAGAGCUGUUGGGUACGUUUUAUGUUCAAAGUGCAAAGUUUUCAAGUGUGUAACUUUCCCUGAUUCCAGUGAUGGUGAUGGUACAUCUUUCUAAGCUUCCUGUUGA
Carica papaya (papaya) is the source of this 492-nucleotide messenger RNA. Its product is annotated as chaperone protein dnaJ-like protein. The record is from RefSeq and is a predicted model, not a curated record. Lineage: Eukaryota; Viridiplantae; Streptophyta; Magnoliopsida; Brassicales; Caricaceae.